ACACAGGCUAGGCCCGAUGCCGCUUGUCUUGUCGUGAUAUACGGGUCACGUGACACGGACUCCACGGCGUGGGUGCGCCGGGUAGCACCUGUGGAGCACUAGGAGGAGUGCACAGAGGCUGAGGACGGUUGACGGCGGUCAACCACCCCGACUAGGCAAUGGCAACGACAGAACAUACCAAAGGAUGGCCAAAUGAAGACGUUUAAUUAUUCAUAGGUGAACGUCGCGAUGACGUAACUCGUGGUCUCCGAAACUUUUCCAAAACUUAUGCCGCGCUCAAGGAUUAUAACAUGUACUCUUUUACGUGUUUAAUUGCUCUUUCUUGUUAACCGGUGGAUUCUAUUUUAUUAUUUAUAUUUAUUAUCAUUUCUCGUUGACCCACUGUUAUCCGGGGUUGAAUCAUGGCGCUGUCCCAGAUACAGUGUUUGGACGAGAACCAUGUGAACCCGCGGACGCACGAGAACAAGCCCGAGUUUUUAUACUGCGAGAACCAGCGACUCGCGCUGGAGGUGCUGCUGCAGGACGGUCGCGAGGCCUUCCACGGGUUCCUCAAGGCUCGCGAGCUGCGGGGCUUCCUCUCGGACUCCGAACUGGACGUUCUCACCCGGCUGGUGGUGCCCUACGACCCGGGCUCCGACGUCCUGCACGCGAGCCCCUUGGAAGACAGCGGCGACGGCGUCCCGCUGUCUCUGCACUACUGGCCGGAUCUGUCCGACACGUCGGUGCCCGACCUGGACCUGGGCUGGCCGGACAGCGCGUCAUACCGGGGGGUGACCCGCACCACCGUGUACACGCAGCCACCGCAGGAAGGCCAAGCGCACAUAAAAGAGAUUAUUCGGAAAAGUAUUGCGCAGGCUACAAAGGUGAUCGCCGUAGUGAUGGACCUUUUUACAGAUGUCGACAUCUUCCGGGACCUGUUGGAGGCGGGGUAUAAGCGGAAGGUGUCGGUCUAUAUCCUGUUGGAGCCCUCUACGCUACCUCACUUCCUGUCGAUGUGCGACAGGGCCAAAAUGCACCCAGGACAACUCAAGAACCUGCGGGUGCGCUGUGCAGGGGGAGGGGAGUUCUUAACACGGUCCUGCACUCAACUCCGCGGCAGACUGGGACAUCGCUUCAUGUUUGUGGACGGUGACAAGGCAGUGUCUGGAUCCUACCGGUACACUUGGAUGUCAUCAAGGCUGGACAAACACCUCAUUACCGUGGUAACCGGCCAAGCAGUCGACGCUUUCGAUCGCCUGUUCUGUGAACUCUACGGCACCUCUAGCGCCGUCGACCUCAAGCAGGUUGCCAUGGAGCCAGAGCCCGAGCCCGAAUACAUCCCUCAACCCGUCGCCGUGGCCCCUUCUGCUGAAGUUACCAGGAAACGGUACAACCCUAUGUACGCCCUGCUUGGCAUGAGUAUGAACAACGCCAAUCCUGCCUCCGGUUCUGUCCCACACAGCCCUCUAGACUCCAACACCCAGGAUAAAGUGGGAAUGGGGACAAAGGCCAAAAGGAAGAUGGCUGCUCAGGUGGAAGCUCCUCCUCUCCAUCCAGGACUGAUGGACAUGGAGAAAGCUUAUAUGAUCCCAUAUCUGCCUACUUGGCCGGAGCCCGACCCGGACAGCAAUGUCAUUGGGUUCAUUAACGUUCGGGAUAACAGUCGGCAGAGCCAGGUGCAUAUGCAGCGCUCUGAGAGGUUUGAGACCAGCCAAGCUAUUCGAUUCAGCAGUCCAUUCAGCAUGCCCAAGGAGAUCCUUCCAGAGGUGGCCCAACUCAGGCAACGUGACAGUUAUCUCCAGUACAUCCAGAAAAAAGCUUAUCCCACACAGGUUGGCGCCCAAGAAGUUGCAGUUUAUAAAGAACAACCCAUAUCACCAAUCACAAGACUAUAUUCUACCCUUGCCACCAAGCCAUUAGGCCGAGAUGUGCACAUGAUUUUAAAUAAAUCAGUACAUAUCAUGACCUCUGAAACAAAAAUAAAGGCUGAAAAGCAACCUGUCAAUACUGAAUCUAAACCUUCUACAAACCCUGCAUCCCAACAAAUCACCACACCUCAUAUCGACACACCUACAUCUUUCAGUGACAAAGCCCCCAUAAUUAAAACUGGAUCUGCAGUGCCUACCCGCCCUGUACACUACCUAAUACAAGAGACCACAGACACAGAGAAAAAGAUACACAUUGAUCUUCUCUCUAAUUUGGAGCACACGCUAACCUCUAACCCUGCUUCCUCGCCUGUCCAGGCUAGCCCGAUUGCAGUACAUCAGCAGAACGCGGCACCAACCGUACAGACACAAAACAGGAUUGCAAAUAAAGUCUCAUGCAAGCAGGAUCUUGGUACAAAGCCACAAAGCCCCUCCAAAGAAGACUACAUUCCCUCCAUCCCAAGCCCCAACCUUAGUGGCAGUAUCUCAGCUUCAAAGGUCUCCCCUACCCAGCCUCCUAUAGGAAGGUUUACUUCCCCUUACGUCACUACCUCAGUCUCAGUUACCUCAUCACCCUCCCGCUCCAUAACCAAGUCUCCAGUGGUCCCGCCUGCAUCCCCCAGUAUCUCUUCCCCUCUUCCAUCUUCCUCUAUCUCUUCAUCCUACUUCAAUCCUUCAAUGAAUUUCCACUCCUCCAACACAUCUCCUCUCCUUUGCUCUGGUCCAUCCACCUCUCCUCUUACUCCACCGGUGCCCAAACCACGUACAAUCCACCUGCUGAUGGACAGUGGGAGCAAAUGCAAUGCUCUGAACCAGCCAUUUGACUGUGGAGUGGUCAUGGAGCAGGGGAAACUGUCAGGUUUCGGGCCGGUGGUGGACGACUGCACGCCCGUUUCCAAACAGCAGGAGGAUGCUUUUAUGACGUCAACAAGGAAACAGAUAAGCCCUAAAACUGUGGUCAAUUCAACAACAAAAUAUGCUGAAUUGCAGGAAAGAAGAGACAUUAAAACCCAUUUGGUGAAUGACGUAAAAGAUGGAUCUUAUAGGGAAUUCCCUGACCCCAAGAAGGCAACUAACCAGAUGCCCCAAUCAAUAUUGACUGUGAAUACACUGCAGGCUAACGACAAUCAAUUUGAAGAAACAAGGCCGAAGGAGUCUGGGAACACAAACCAAGCAGGUUUCCUGGUCAGAUCUCCCAGAGUCAUUGAGGAGCUCAGCAAACCAGACAAAGUUAGUAAUGUUGUGACGAAACCAGACUUUCAACAGGCCACACAACAUGUGCUAACUAAUGAAGGUCUACUGCAAAAACACAGCCAAACCCAUGCAGCUAAAGCCUCUGAGUCCCCUUCUUCUUUUCAUACAUCAGAAAACAACAAAGCCAUUGAUAACCAACAUAUACCCAAACCAAACAAUGAUACACCUGGGUCUUUGUCCAUUAUUGUGGUUGAUAGUAUUUCACGUGUGCAAACUCAAGGGGGCCAACGCCGUGUCAAGACUUACCCCUUCAAUGACGAGGCUGUAAACAAUGUACACUAUAGGCUGAAUCCAGAUAAAGGCAAAGCCGAAAACGACUCGCGCACCCCUGAAAAGCCAACGCGCCCGCACAACGGACGCUCCUGCCCCAUCCCCGACCCCCGGACGCCGACCCCCGACACGAGUGACGGGUACGUCUCUUCGAAGGCGGACUCUGAACUGUCUACCACCUCAGACGAAUACUACGAGUGCGACGAAACACGGCGCCCCUCCCCCGUGUUUGAUCAAGGGAUCGGCCUGGAUAACGGGACAACGGAUCACAGCUUCAAAGCCCAAACUAAGUAUGGAGUAGGAUCUGAAGGGGAGAGUGAGAGAGAGUAUAAAGUGCGGAUUGGGAAUGAUCGAGCAGCCAUUUUAGCUGCAGGUGAGCGACACCUAACAGGUUUGGAAGGCCUUUCACAAAUAGCCAAAAAGGGAUGUCUCUUGCCCCUGAAAACCACAAAACAGGAAAAAAGUUUCAUUUAUAAUAGUCCCCAGGGCCAAUCGGAGCCUCUGGAGCCUCUGGGGGUUGACGGGUACCCCCGUUCUGCCUCAGGAAAGAAGUCAGCCGACAUCGAAACCUCUCCUCCGCCCAUAUUCAGACAAAUCCGGAGGUCUUCCUCCUCAGCAUCCUCCGAGAACACAGUCUCCCCCUUCAUCACCCCGGCCCCCUCCCCGGCCCCGACACCAAAGAGAGCUGCCGCCCAGCCAAGCGCGGCGCCACCAGACACCGUGGUGGCUGGGCCUGCUGUGGUCUCCGGCCCGAGGGUCCAACCGGAGGCAAAGCAAGUGAUAAGAAAAGAUAGUCGUGGUGAGUCAGCAGAGUUGACCAGGAAAUGGGAAGAAGGAUGGAAUUUUCGGAGGGAUGAAGAGAAAGACCCAGAGCUCUUCACAAAAGGGGGACUUGGUACCAGCUCAGGGGAGUCGCAUUCAGAAACAUCAGCACUAAGAACCAGCGGAGCCCAGAUUAGAAGAGGGCCUUGGGUUAGAAGAGAAACAGAGGAAAAGAAGGGUCUGCAAACUCCACAAGGGUGGCCAAAACCGCCGAACCACCAAAGUCCAGUCCCCUUUCAGUCCCCAGCUGCUAAACCCACAAUACCCCCCCCUCCCACUACGGUUCCCCAGUUGGCACGGUCAUACCAGCAGGUAAGCAGCAGGGUGGACGCCCUCCAGACCCAACAAGACUCAACACCACAACAAGGGCAGAACAGAAGACACUCUUCAAUGACCACAGCCCGUUCUCUGAAGGGUGCGGAUCGGAAGAGCCCAGUGGAGGCCUUCUCCCGGCGUAGCUUGAACCACGGACAUCCUCUGACGGGGCAGGGUUCGGGUGCUUUACCCAAGCCCCAGCCCUCCUUUCUUUACUCAUACGCCAACUCACAGUCCCAGCUCCAACGUCAGACCCAACCCAUGAUUGCCGGUGAUCAGAUGGCUCCAACAGUCAGCAGCCAGCAGUCCACCUACAGGCAGGUCUCAGCUAUGGGGGAUCCAGAGCCGGGAGAUUCGGGGCAGGACCUCAACAAGUCCGGGUUUAGGAUUUGCGUUGGCAAGCUGUACAGCAUAAAGGGCCUAAAGAACAAGGGGAGCAGCUCACCAUCUCAGACCAAGAGAAAUCCUGAUUCCUUAGCACAACCACACAAGAGCACAGGCUAGCCCAGGUGGUGGAAAUACAGCGUGGUUUCAAGCAUCAAGGGAACCCAAGAUAUAGGACAGCGAUUUUCUUCUUACAUGUACUAUCCAAGGGUUGCAUCUCCGGAUGCCGAACGAGUCAGUCCACAUGUGAUUUUCAGAUACCUUGAAAAUCAGACCAAUUUAAACAUUGUGGGGAAUAUUAUACCUUUGAAUGUAUGUGUGCCAAUGUGUCCCAUAUCACAGCGGUGGGUGACUGUCCAAGACAAAUAUUUGACUUUAUUGCGUGCGUAAAAAUAUAAUUACUGUACAAAUACAGGGGAAGACUUUUGCUCCUUCUUGUGGAGUCUUACAACAAGGCUUAAUCCGAGUUAUGCUAAGUAUCUUUGACGAUAUACACAUGAACAGACAUGGGGUCUAACUUUGGCCUGACAUUUAGCUCAGGCCAGCUAUAAACAAUAAGUCUACCAUUGUUUAUAGGUGCUGAUUGGUAUUUGUACGCUAUACAUUUAGACAACACAAAUAGACUCAUGCAAAUACACAAUUUGAAUGUAUGACUUUCUUAGAAGGGUCAUUUACAAACUUUUCUGUUGUGCGCUAGAAGACUAGUGGUUGACAGAUGUGUAUUGCAAUACAGGAUAUUUUUUUUUAUAUUUUAAAUAUCAGAAAAAAUGUUACUAUAAAUGCAGACACUAUGCCUAACUGUUAUUGAUGCUGUAAAUAAAACAAUAAAAAUAUACAUUGAUGAAAUCAAAAGGCGAUGCAAUAAAUGAAUUAGUCUUUAA
Messenger RNA from Gadus macrocephalus (Pacific cod), 5830 nucleotides. RefSeq lists its product as uncharacterized. Lineage: Eukaryota; Metazoa; Chordata; Actinopteri; Gadiformes; Gadidae. The coding region runs from base 402 to 5069 and encodes 1555 amino acids. The record is from RefSeq and is a predicted model, not a curated record. The transcript is spliced from 5 exons.